This is a messenger RNA of Aspergillus caelatus, 1185 nucleotides long. RefSeq lists its product as uncharacterized. Gene Ontology annotation, biological process: regulation of DNA-templated transcription; DNA-templated transcription. The transcript has 3 exons. NCBI's taxonomy places the organism in Eukaryota, Fungi, Ascomycota, Eurotiomycetes, Eurotiales, Aspergillaceae. Bases 1 to 1185 code for a protein of 394 amino acids. Gene Ontology annotation, molecular function: DNA binding; zinc ion binding; DNA-binding transcription factor activity, RNA polymerase II-specific. The record is from RefSeq and is a predicted model, not a curated record.
AUGCAUACUCAACUGUUUUCAUGCCGUUUUCCACGGUGCAACGCGAGCUACCACCGAAAGGAGCAUCGUCGUCGCCACGAGACACAUCAUUCUGGAGGCCAAGCAUUCAAGUGCAGUACUUGUGACCAGAGCUUUGGCCGGAGUGACACGCUGCGGCGACAUAUGCGGUCAAUGCAUGGUGUGGAGAAACCCUCCCGUAAAAAGUCCGCAUGUGCCGACUGUCGAAAUCAGAAAACAAGGUGCCAGGGCGGAUCACCGUGUACUAACUGCAUUCGACGUGGAUUGCAAUGUUCUUUGGCGCAACAGAAGGAAGAUAAUAGAAAGCAGACUAGUAAUCUCAGUGGCUCGAAAGACACACCGUCAAUGCCGCACGGAAGUCUUAAUUACUUAUCUGCGAGUCGGUCCGAAACGGAAAGACACUAUAUUGCGGUUUAUUUCAAGCUAUUUCACCCUUACUGGCCCUUCAUUCACCAGAUUUCCUUCAAAGGAUCAGACGAGUCACCCUUACUUGUCCAGUCCAUGGUUGUUAUCGGUAUCUGGUUGAGUAAUGAGGAUGGUGGACAGUCGCGGGCUGCUGCAUUGCAUAAUGUUCUAAGUUUGGCAAUACGUCAACAAACGAAGCUAUGGGAUGCUUCUGAAUUUGAGAACGCAUGUAUUUCCUGUUCCUGGCCUAUCCCGACAUAUCAGGCUAUUUUACUCCAUAUCAUUUUUGCAAUGCUAUAUAAGAAUUCUGGAGUACUUGGCCUCGACCUAAAACCCUCUUUAUCAGCCGCUGAUGCCGAGGUGCUGAGCAGGCUAGUCAUGAGUUGCAAAAAGCUGGAUAUGCUAUAUUACCCUAACAUGCUUGCCCGAUACUGCCAAAAUGACCUCCCUGCCUACAUCUGGGUAGGCAUUGAGGAAAUCAAACGAUUCAAUAUCACUUUAUAUAAAGUUUGCACGGCAUAUAGUGGGAAAGAUGCUAGCAGGGACGCCCCCGACACGACCGCGGUAUCAAUGAGGAGACUUCGGGCGCAGGAUUUACAAUUUCCUUUACCAAAGAACAGUCUAUUGUGGAAUGCUAUAAGCAAGGCGGAAUGGGUAUCUAUAGCGACAAAGGAUGUGUACCACCACAACCUGAACAAUAAUUUGGAAAACGAAUGGAUAUCUAAGUCAGCACAUAUCUUGGAGGCGCUGGAUACAGCUUAA